Gongylonema pulchrum is the source of this 858-nucleotide messenger RNA. The record is from the annotation of a GenBank genome assembly. NCBI's taxonomy places the organism in Eukaryota, Metazoa, Nematoda, Chromadorea, Rhabditida, Gongylonematidae.
AUGAUGCGCAUUCAGCAUUAUCGUCCCUUCAUUGUUCGACUUCCCGGUCUCGGCCUCAUCCCACUGGUGCUCAAGAAAACGUGUUGCUUGGGCUCGAUACAACGUGGAAUCUGUCGUCUGUCUGUUUUGGAUUCGUUUGAAUUAAUCGGCGAGGACUGCUACAUUUUUCUGGCUUUCAUCCUUCAGCAACGCGUCAGUGGCGGAAUUUGUCCGGCACACCUGUCUCAGAAGUACGCCAUAAUUCACCAAGGAUGCGGCCAGUUUGACGAGCUGCUACUCCAUGAGUCGACUUGCACCUGUGCCGUGCUGCAUCCACUUCGUCACAACAUGAUGCAUCAGCCAGAGAGCAGUUUGCUGCGGGAGAGAGUGCUCGGCGCCUGGGACUUCGACUCAACCUCAGUUAUGCAAAGCGUAGCUCCAAUUGCUGAUCAUUACAGUAUGCGCAUUCUCGCCAUGGCGCUUGGUAAUACAGCUGUUUUGCCCACCAAAUCAACUGGUGAUAAAAAACGACCGACGCAACGAUCGGAUGAAGGGCGAACGGUACAUGCUCGCAUACGGUAUAAUUCCUCUGAAAGUAAGAGCCGAUCAAGAAGUGCCUCACCACAUCGCGCUUCACAUUCACCCUCCUCAGAGAAACGGCAAUCGAAGCUUGAGAAACGGUCCAAAGGAGCUCAUCUAUUUGGCAUUGAACCUGUCCAGGGCAUUGAUUAUGUACCGUUGCGGCUGUUUUACGGAAGAAUUGUACUAGUGGUGCUGAACAAAGAUGCGGGCUGUAUGGCUAGUGUCGUAUCAAAGCUUACUGAGGCAUCGACAGAAAGAGUGGAAAACACGUUGCUCUUGAAGCCACCUGCCCACUGA